Messenger RNA from Cynocephalus volans (Philippine flying lemur), 3095 nucleotides. It is a transcript of the gene MAPK9, whose product is annotated as mitogen-activated protein kinase 9. Gene Ontology annotation, cellular component: nucleus; cytoplasm. The record is from RefSeq and is a predicted model, not a curated record. NCBI's taxonomy places the organism in Eukaryota, Metazoa, Chordata, Mammalia, Dermoptera, Cynocephalidae. Gene Ontology annotation, molecular function: ATP binding; JUN kinase activity. The coding region runs from base 245 to 1519 and encodes 424 amino acids. Gene Ontology annotation, biological process: protein phosphorylation; JNK cascade. The transcript has 12 exons.
CGGCGGAGGGGAAGGGAGCCGGACCGGAAGGGUCGAAACGCCCCGGCGCCCCUUACACCGGCGGCGGCGGCGACGGGGCGGAGCGGGGCGGGGCGGCCGGCAGAGCCCGGGGUAGCGGAGCCGGGAACGGCCAGCGCUCAGCGCCGCCAGUCCGCCCGCCCGCUCUCUCACCCUGACGCGGCGGCGGGAGGCGAGGAAUCUGACAACUCUACCAGGUCUUCGGAAUAUUGUAUGACACUACAUCAUGAGUGACAGUAAAUGUGAUAGUCAGUUUUACAGUGUGCAAGUGGCAGACUCAACUUUCACUGUCCUAAAAUGUUACCAGCAGUUGAAACCAAUUGGCUCUGGAGCCCAGGGUAUUGUUUGUGCUGCUUUUGAUACAGUUCUUGGAAUAAAUGUUGCAGUCAAGAAACUUAGCCGUCCUUUUCAGAAUCAAACUCAUGCAAAGAGAGCUUAUCGUGAACUCGUCCUCUUAAAAUGUGUCAAUCAUAAAAAUAUAAUUAGUUUGUUAAAUGUGUUUACACCACAAAAAACUCUAGAAGAAUUUCAAGAUGUGUAUUUGGUUAUGGAAUUAAUGGAUGCUAACUUAUGUCAGGUUAUUCAUAUGGAGUUGGACCAUGAAAGAAUGUCCUACCUUCUUUACCAGAUGCUUUGUGGUAUUAAACAUUUGCAUUCAGCUGGUAUAAUUCACAGAGAUUUGAAGCCUAGUAACAUCGUAGUAAAAUCAGACUGCACGCUUAAGAUCCUUGACUUUGGCCUGGCCCGGACAGCAUGCACCAAUUUCAUGAUGACCCCCUACGUGGUAACGCGGUAUUAUCGGGCGCCUGAAGUCAUCUUGGGCAUGGGCUACAAAGAGAACGUUGAUAUCUGGUCAGUGGGUUGCAUCAUGGGAGAGCUGGUGAAAGGUUGUGUGAUAUUCCAAGGCACUGACCAUAUUGAUCAAUGGAAUAAGGUUAUUGAGCAGCUAGGAACACCGUCAGCAGAGUUCAUGAAGAAACUUCAGCCAACCGUGAGGAAUUACGUGGAAAACAGACCGAAGUAUCCUGGAAUCAGAUUUGAAGAACUCUUUCCAGAUUGGAUAUUCCCAUCAGAAUCUGAACGAGACAAAAUAAAAACAAGUCAAGCCAGAGAUCUGUUGUCAAAAAUGUUAGUGAUUGAUCCAGAUAAGCGGAUCUCUGUAGAUGAAGCUCUGCGCCACCCAUACAUUACUGUUUGGUAUGACCCCGCUGAAGCAGAAGCGCCACCACCUCAAAUUUACGAUGCCCAGUUGGAAGAAAGAGAACAUGCAAUUGAAGAAUGGAAAGAGCUCAUUUACAAAGAAGUAAUGGAUUGGGAAGAAAGAAGCAAGAAUGGUGUUGUAAAAGAUCAGCCUUCAGAUGCAGCAGUAAGUAGCAACGCCACUCCUUCUCAGUCGUCAUCUAUCAAUGACAUUUCAUCCAUGUCCACUGAGCAGACACUGGCCUCAGACACAGACAGCAGUCUUGAUGCCUCGACGGGACCCCUUGAAGGUUGUCGAUGAUAAGUUAGAAAUAGCAAACUUGUCAUCGGUGAAGGAACUCUCACUUCCACAAGCCUGAAAUGCUUAGGAGUUGAUGGAACCAAAUAGAAAAACUCCAUGUUCUGCAUGUAAGAAACACGAUGCAUUGCCCCUACUCAGUUCUUAUAGGAUUGCCUGCUUAGAUUAUAAAAUAAAGCAGAUUAUGUCUGAAGAAAAAAAGUGCAAGCCACACUUUUAGCAAUUUUGUCCAAGAUCAUUUCAGGUGAGCAAUUAGAUGAAUUUUUUUGAAGUCGUGUGGUAAUAGUAGUGACAAUUUCCCAUCAUCCGUAACUGUUGGGACUUAUAUGCAUGUGACCACAGAUGCUUGUUUGGACUUGCUGAUCUAGCACUUUGGAAAUCAGUAUUUAAAUGCCAAAUAAUCUUCCAGGUAGUGCUGCUUCUAGAAUUAUCUCUUAAUCCUCUUAAGUGAUUUGGUGUCUGUCCAGAAAGAAUAGAAUUUGUGUGUUAAAUGGCCACCAUAUUAUAUCUUACCCCCUUUUAUGGCAUUAUUUAUUCUAUCUUUUGUAUUUCAGAAGGAAUAUAAUUAAGUCUAUUUAAUAAGUACAAAAUAUAGCUUUUCUUAAAUUUGUGAUGUUUGGGGCUGCAAACUAUCACUGCUAAAACCAAGACACUUAUAUGAACACUCUGUUUUCUCUACAUUGUCUAGUCUGGGACGAGUGUACAUUCAGCUUUACUGCAUGAUAAAAUUUUCAGUUUUGUGCUGCUUAAGACAAAUAACUUUGAAAUCCUAUCUACCUUAUCUCUUUUUUCUCAAUCUUCUGGACUUAUUAAUUUAAACCGCUACCUAGAAUUUCAUGUUCUUUAUUAGGCAUGUAACACUCCAUCUCAAUAAUAUUAUGGCAAAUAGACUCUUGAAUCCAUUGCCUAAUGUUAGAAUAGAAUUUUACAAAAUGAUCACUAAAGAUUAUUGUAAUCAUUUACUAAGUGCUUCCUUCACCAGAGACUGGCUGGGUUCUUUACUUACCUUCCGUCAUUCAGGUGAAAUUCAUGAUUUCACAAGGCAGCCUUUCCCUUUGCCGAUACCAUGUUCUUAAUCGAUUUUCUUUUUUCACUGAAAGAAACCAGAUAAACCCCCCUUUGGUCUGUUUUAGGAGGCAAGGCUGAUUCAGAAUGCCUGUUUGCUGUUGUUUUCCAUUUUGUGGAGGCAUUUCCUUUGUCUAAGGGAAAGCCAUGAAACUUCUGGGAAAACUCUUCAGAGGGAUAUGAAGGAAAUACCCUAAAGAAUAGUAAUUAACUAUUGAAUAUUUUCUGAUUUAAAACUGCUCACCUGAAAUUGAUACUUUCAGACUUUUUGAUAUGUAAAUUAUUCGAACUUUAUUAAGAUACUGAGUAUUCAAGUGUCACUGCAGAAAUGGAGUUAUGAUGAUCACAUUUUGGCUACCUGUGCUCAUAAUGUUUUUUGCCUUGAGCUUAAUUUGUUACCAAUUCAUAUCUUUUGUUCAAUUAUCUUGGAAGCUUUUUGGUCAACGUGCUAUAGAAUGUGUUCUGAGGAGGAACUUUGAUAAGAAAGUUAUUAUAAAUAUUAUCUAAAAUGUAU